UCGCGGCCCGCGGCCGUUCGCAGGGCAGUUUCAGUCGGCUUGUCCGAGAGUCUGCCCGCCAAGGGAGGCUUUGCGCGCCGCGCCGCGUUCAAUUCGAACACCCAGCAGUACCACAGGGGAGGGACAGGGCAGGGAAGGGGAGCGGUGCGCCACCCAGCACAACCCAGAGGCCGUCGAGUCCGCCGCUCUCCCUCAUGUGUAACGCUCGCUCUGUAACGCUUCUGUCUUCGGUCGGUUCAUGCCACCGGUCUUCGUAAGCUCCGAUGCCGGUGAACAACCCCGGAGGCUCCGGGGGCGGUGGCGCGGGCGGCUCCGGGCAGCAGCAGGGGCAGCAGGGCGGGGCGCAGCGCGCCACCUUCAGGCCGCCAUGGGUCAAGCAAGGACCUCAGCCCAUCCCCAUGCCGUCCGCGCCCUGGUCGCCGAACAGACGGGCCAGCAACACGGCCCAGGACGCGGCAGGGCCGGCUAAGGAGCCCGCCCCCGUGAGGAAGCAGAGCAAGAUCACCAUCAUCCCGUCACACCCCACGAACCAGUCAGCGCCGCCGCCGCCCAAGGAGAACGGACAGAAUGCCGAGGAGGCCCUGCGCAGGCCCAGCCUCGCCAACCUGGUGGCCAUCGAGGACCAGCCGUCGCUGUGGGACGACGAGGAGCAGGACCACGAGCGCGACGCGGAGCCGGACUGGUGGCGGGACAUGCAGCAGACGGCUCGCGAGGACGUGGGCCAGGCCGAGGACGACGACGUGCAGCACCAGGACCACGCCGUAGACGAGGAAGAAGUACCCAAGCCCGACGUCGACGGCGAGCUCGCCGAACAGGCGUCGCAGUGGCGGCGAGACGACCAGGAAGACGGGGGCCUGGACUGCCAGGGCGACGACGUAAAUCCUUGACGUCGGUGUUGUUGUGCACGGCGAGGACAGCAUCCGCCAGCCCGGCAUGCCUGCCCGGUCAACGACUACCCCUCCCCCUCCCUCCCCCACCUCCUCGAGGAAGGAUUGUUUGAUGACACGCCGGCAUUAAAAUUGCACCCACUAAAAAUAAACGCGGCCAAGCCGUGCCCUCGUCCAGAAUGCACCACUGUAUGUCAGCACGCCGCUCUCCUGUCUUGCCCCUAACGGUGUGCCGACUGCACGGAGUUGUGUGAACUGUUCCUACUUCCUGAUAGGCCGACGACCGUGUAGACUCCCGGAAUGUGAAUGUACCAAGGGCUGACCUGAACCUCUCUUUAAUUUUGUCUCCAGGUUCGUUCCGCUGAAUGUAUGGUCCCAUUUUGUACAGUGAAUGUGUGAGGGUGGGUCCCGCUCGUGGACUGCACGUUCUUGUGCCUGGCCCGCGAGUCCUGUGCUGCCGCCAGAAACUAAUACUUUUGUCCGUU
This is a messenger RNA of Thrips palmi, 1372 nucleotides long. RefSeq names its product splicing factor, arginine/serine-rich 19-like. NCBI's taxonomy places the organism in Eukaryota, Metazoa, Arthropoda, Insecta, Thysanoptera, Thripidae. The transcript has 5 exons. The record is from RefSeq and is a predicted model, not a curated record. Bases 264 to 887 code for a protein of 207 amino acids.